Molecule: messenger RNA, 2811 nt
Organism: Saccostrea cuccullata (small rock oyster)
Lineage: Eukaryota; Metazoa; Mollusca; Bivalvia; Ostreida; Ostreidae
Product: homeobox protein abdominal-B-like
Exons: 8
Coding region: 817-1605 (262 amino acids)
Biological process (GO): regulation of transcription by RNA polymerase II
Cellular component (GO): nucleus
Molecular function (GO): DNA-binding transcription factor activity, RNA polymerase II-specific; RNA polymerase II cis-regulatory region sequence-specific DNA binding
Source: RefSeq, a predicted model, not a curated record
UCAAUACCCCUCAGUCAAUGAAGCGAUACAAUGAUGCACCAAGUGUUUGUUUGUUUGUCUGUUUUAAUAAGAACAUAAUUCAAUUUAUUUCUUUAAAUUCUUGCGGGAUGUUAAAAUAUUCAAUACUCAAAGGCAUCGAGAAUACCAAUUACAAUCUUUAAGGUAUUUAGCAACAUAAUCAUGGAUUUAAAUUACCUUCAGGAUUUCUGUAUAAUGUGUUGCCAAAUUUGGAUUAUAAUUGUGUUUUCAUAUAAACCGCCAUAGGAUUAUUACAUCAAUGUCAUGUGUUUCUGUGCAAAGAGGAAUAACUCGCGUUAAAACAGCCCUGAACUGGAUUGAAGUGCCCUUGGCCUUCAACCUGAAAUUGAGAUAUAUCGACGACCUAUUGUCAAUUAACAAUCAUGAUGGUUAUUUCCAGACUUAUGUCGAUACGAAAUAUCGAGACACCAAACAAUGACUUUGAUGACGUCACAGGAACCACCAACAUGGUUCGCUCCUGGAGGUGACAAUUAGUAUGCACAGAUGAAAAACAGUUCCGAGAUUUACGGCCCGUGCUUUGUGUUCCAGAGAGAUUGGAGAUUUAGGUGCAACAAAUACCAUUACUUUUUUUUUUUAUACUGAGAGGACAUCAUAUUGGGUUAUUUCUAUUUUCAUUCUAGUGUCAGGAUCCUUUAGACAAAUUUGGACUUUAUCCACAAAAAUGAGAGACAUCCUAAGUUGCUUGGUAGUGUUGCCUGGUUGUAGACUGCUGGAAGCUGUGGGACCGAUCUACAUAGCCCUGCAUCACCUUACUUUGCUAAGUUGGAAUGACCAAUCAUGGAAACCGUGGGAAAUAAUAUUCUAGCUCAUGGCGCUCUUCCGUUUUACCAGAACGGCCUAACCACAUCUGUCUCCAGUAUCCUUUCCUCUAGUCCCGGGGCUCAGGACAGCAUCUCCCGGACCACCGCCAUCGGCGCCCAGAACGGAUGGCCCUCUUACUCCGCUGACAGCUCAAUCCCUCCCCACAAUUCCUGCUCCAUGUCCUCCUAUAGCAAUCUACAGCUGGGACCUUCAUUCUCCGCCAUGAACGGGAAAUCCCCCUACAACACAUUUGCUAGUGCGGGUGCGGACUAUUUAAACUGCCGACAAAUGCAGUUAAAUCAUAUGAACCUUAAUGCUAUGCCAACUAUGAGGAAUUAUCCCCCUUUGUAUUCUGACAUGUACCCCUCUGCCCAUACAGCGGGCUACACGAACGGCAGCUUUUACCCCGAUAUUCCCCCCGGAUUACCCACCCUUCCCGGCAGAGACAUAGACUGUCGAAGUGCUACAUCAGAAUCAUCCAACCAAGAGUCCAAAGGCAGAAAGAAACGGAAACCAUACACGCGAUAUCAAACUAUGGUGUUGGAAAAUGAGUUUUUGAACAGUUCUUAUAUAACUCGUCAAAAACGGUGGGAAAUUUCAUGUAAACUCCAAUUAUCAGAGCGACAGGUCAAAGUGUGGUUUCAGAAUCGUCGAAUGAAACGAAAGAAGUUGAAUGAACGCGCGAAAGCGAGGAUACGAGAUGGAGACGACAGCAAGGAUCAUCUGCUUCAACAAGCUCACCACGCAGGCGCAGUUCAGGCAUGAGAUACGUUGAUCACUAGGAGAACAAUAACACUGAUUACAUGCUGAAACCACAUGUAACGGUCCCAUAGGAGGGAUACGAGUCCGAAUUCUCAUGGGGCGGGAUGAUUCGGAGGUAAAGGACCGUCAGUACCCAAGUAGAGUUCUUGACAAAGACGAUAUUUAUCGCUUCUGUACCAAAAGCAGGGAAAAUGCUCACUGUGUGUUUUAUUAUUUCAGUAUAGAGUGUGUACAAGACUAUUUUACAUGUGUAAAUAUUGUUCAGUGUGUUACGUGACCCAGUCGUAUGCUAGAACAUUUUUUUAUCAUACAAGUGGAGUAUUAUACAUUUUCAUUAUUUCCUUUUAUGUAUUUUGUAGACAGUUACCAGUUCGAUUGUCCAUAAUGCAAAGUACCAUCCUUAGUGUAACAAAACAUUAAUCUUACUUGUCUCUAGAAGAAAACUUUAUGAUUCUUUUUUAAUUACCACAUUUAUUUUUACUUGAGUUUAAAAUUUUAUCUAAUUAACAAAUACCAAAAUUAUAGAUUUAUUGAUAAGCUUGGAUUAAAACUCAUUUUAGCGUUUGCGAAAGAAACUUUUAUCCAGUAAAUAAUGUUAAAUUCCGUGGAAUGUCAAGACAUCAUGCUACACCCUGUUUUCAAUUGUUUUUAUCUAAAAACACCAAAGACAUUUUCUAAAAACAGUUACUUAACAAGAACGAGGAACGUGUUCUAAGUGAAUUUUUUUUUCAGUCCAAAUGAAAGCUUGCCGCAGGGAGUGUGGCGAUCGAAAUAUGCUCGCUGUAAAAGAUUUUCCCAAUUUACAGUAAAAUGUAUUGAGAGAUAAAGAAUUUUGAUAUAAACAAUUCAGGAAGUUAAUUUUUUACCUUGAAACAUACGUAACCAAUGAAAAUAAUUUGGACAUUUUUUGAAUGAUGUCUUGUAAGUUUCGCUUAUACAAUUGUGUUUACUCUUUUUUCUUAUCUUGAUUGAACUGGUUAUUGCUAGUAGUCCAAAACAAAUCCAACCCACUCCACUUAAGUGUGCAGAGAGGCUGGAUCCUCCCCUCUUUGUUGUUAUGUCAAUCUAAGUUAUACUUUUUACAAAACGAAAACAUAUAUAUUACAUUGUCCCAAAACGAAAGUACCCGUUUCUUUCCAAUUAGGAGAGAUUCAUUAUGGGUCAGUUUCAAACCAAAUGUUAUAUGGAAAAUAAAUGAAAUAUAAUUUA